AUAUUGUCUCUCUCUCUCUCCAUCAUGUUCUCUCUCUCUCCAUCAUGUUCUCUCUCAUCAACCCUCUUAAACCCUUAACUUUCUCUCUCUAAAACACAAAAAUUCUGUCUAGAAUUCCUCACCUCAACAAGGGUGUCCUAUGCUAUAACACAAAAAACACAACCCAAACAGAGCAAUGCUUCCUCUUCCCCAAUUCUUGAUUUUCUUUGCUCUUUUGUUUCAGACCCAUCUCUCUGUUUCGGCCUCCGAAGCAUUGUCCAUAUACGAAGUCCUUCGAUCCCAUGGACUGCCCAUGGGUUUGCUCCCAAAGGGCGUCGAGGACUUUGAAUUCGACGACACUGGCAAAUUCCAGGUCCACUUGGAUCAAGAAUGCAAUGCCAAGUUCGAGAACGAAUUGCACUACGAUCGAAACGUUUCGGGCACUCUGUCUUAUGGUCAGAUCGCUGGACUUUCUGGUAUUUCUGCUCAGGAUUUGUUUCUUUGGUUCCCUGUUAAGGAAAUUCGGGUCGAUGUUCCUAGCUCUGGGUUGAUUUACUUUGAUGUUGGUGUUGUUUAUAAGCAAUUCUCUCUUUCUUUGUUUGAAACACCAAGAGAUUGUAUGGCUGUUCCACCCCCUGAUAUUCUAGAUAAAAAGUUCAUUGCCAAAACUGUGUCUAAGAGUCAAUUUGGCAAGCUUCGAUAUCUAGUUGAUCAGAGUGAUUUAGUGAGAGCUGUUUCGUAAAUUGGGAAGAUCAAGAUGAUUCAAAUGGCGCAAUAGCUCAAUCAUGACAUGGGUUUUCCAUUCGCUGUAUGUAUAUAUGCCUUCGGCGAGUCUGGUACGUAGGAGGUCCUAUGCUUCAAAUUCGGUGUGCUUGCUUGCGGUUUUUGUAUAGUGCAGAGUCUUCAAUUUAUCCAUUGCCAGCUCCUGUGAAUAUGACAGUGGCGAUAAAUUGAACUGAGAGGAGAAGAAGAUAUGGAAGUCAUUGGUGUCUUUUAUACAGAGGAUAGAAACAGGGCAGGAGCAUCGGAUUGAAGUGGUUUCAGGCGAUAAGUCUUCCAAGGAUUGUUUUGUAUGUUGAAUUCAUUAAGAAUAUAAACAUAAAUAUGGUUAUUGGAUCAAGCCUCUUUUUGUAGUAUAAGAAUAAUGUUGAAAAGAUAUACAUACUUCUAUGAUAGAAGAAUAAGAAAUAAAAUGGGCUUUUAUUAUUAUUUUCUCUACA
This is a messenger RNA of Camellia sinensis, 1199 nucleotides long. RefSeq lists its product as uncharacterized. NCBI's taxonomy places the organism in Eukaryota, Viridiplantae, Streptophyta, Magnoliopsida, Ericales, Theaceae. The record is from RefSeq and is a predicted model, not a curated record.